AUGGCCAAGCUUGCAUGCAAUGUUACAGGGCAAAGUGCCGGUGUAUGUUUUCGUCUCAAGAAAAAGUGCCAGCCAUCAGACUCAGUUCGCAGGCGUGAUACUCAGAGAGCUGAAGAUUUCGAUACACGAAUCGCCCAGCUGGAAGGCAAGAUGGAAACCCUGUUAGCCGCAAUGCAAUCUGUCGUCAGCUCCCCCGGAUCUUCGGUCGAAAUUCCUCAGAUCCUCAACGAAGAGAAUAUUCCACCAUCCAUGUCUACCUCGAAGAGCAUUCUUGUAAACACAACGAGCACCAACUUGAGCUUCAGCGAAGGACCAUUUCCCACGGCACCGCCACAUAUAAAUUCGUUUUCUCCGUCUCACCAUCAUUCACUAAAUUCUUCUGACAUAUCCUUGAGUGAAGCAGAGGAGUGCCUCAAUUUCUUCCGAUCCCGGAUGCUGCCAUGCUUCCCUUUUAUCAACCUUGGCCCAGACAUAACAGCCUGGCAUCUGCGCCAAGACAGGCCGUUUCUAUUCCAAGCCAUCGUUACCGUUACCACAUUCUCGACACAGAAAAAGCUGGCUCAAGCCGAAGAGCUGAAGCGCCUCCUAUUCACGUCUGCUCUGCUCAAUGUCCAGUCAAAUAUCGAUCUGCUGCUUGGAUUACUAACGUACCUAGCAUGGAGUACGGACGCCUUUCUUGGCAGAGCAGAUCUCGUCUCUCGCCUCAUGAUGCUCGCCAUUUCACUAGUAUAUGAUAUGCGAUUGUUCAAUCGGUCCCCGCCAGACGUGGAGAUCAUGAUGAUUAUCACUCAGGGACGGGCUGACGAAAAUGAUCAGAACACUAGCAAGGAAACAGCCAAAGGCUUCAUGGAAAAGCAGAGAGCAGUGCUGGCAUGUUUCAUUUUGAGCUCCAAGUGCGCAAGGGAAUCCCUGUUUCUGUCAUAUAUUUUGACACCAUAG
Messenger RNA from Aspergillus tanneri, 939 nucleotides. RefSeq lists its product as uncharacterized. Gene Ontology annotation, molecular function: DNA-binding transcription factor activity, RNA polymerase II-specific; transcription cis-regulatory region binding. Gene Ontology annotation, cellular component: nucleus. NCBI's taxonomy places the organism in Eukaryota, Fungi, Ascomycota, Eurotiomycetes, Eurotiales, Aspergillaceae. The transcript has 2 exons. The record is from RefSeq and is a predicted model, not a curated record. Gene Ontology annotation, biological process: regulation of DNA-templated transcription. Bases 1 to 939 code for a protein of 312 amino acids.